AUUUACACAAUAUUAUGCAAAUAAUUCGUAAUCAGUUUUAUUAAUUUUAGUCAAGUGCAGAGAAGUGUUGCGGCUAUUCCUAUGAUUCAAUGACAAAAAGUAAAUAUAUCAUAUGAAUUAUACAUUGAAAACACUAAAUAAUAAUACACAAAAAAAUCCAAAAAACCAAAUAAUAUUGGAAAUUAAUUGGAAAACCAAUUUGAAAAAUUGAAUUUCCACAACGCCGCACAAAAAAAGUCGUGUCAAACCGCAGUUGAACUUAAUUAAAUUUUACAUACGCCCAAAUAAAGUGCAAUAUAAAUUAGCGAGCGGCAAUGAUUUUGACACGCCGCACAACACCCCUGAACCCGCCUGGGCAGAAGCAGCGCCUUUGGCGUAGUGGGAUUACACCAUUUGUAGCUGUCGUCGUUGUGUUGAUGGUUGUGCUGAUGUUAGGCAAUGCAAUUGCAAUUCUGAUGAAAUACAGAACCAACAACAACAACAACGCAGAUGCAAGCGCUUUAAAUUUAGUUAAUGGGACUAGCAGCAAUACACUCAACAGUCAGUUAGCCGGUACCGUUGAAAUUGCGAUGUUUACGAGCAAAUUUGCAACAACAAUUAACGCGAAUGAGGAGAUGAACAACAAAAACAACAGCCUCAACAACAGCUACAACAUCUUCAGCCAUAAACAACAACAACUUUAUGAAAUUAACGCCGCAACUAAGCAUUCUGUCGACACCAUUGCCACACUUCGUCAGAAUAAUAAUAAUAGCAAUUUGCUGGAUACUCUUCCCGUCACUCAUCGUAAAAGCGUUGAUGAUGAAAUUAAUAUGCGCAAUCAACACUAUGAAUUGAAGGUCCACCCAACAGCAGAUGAGCAAACCAAAACGCCGGUGGCAGCGAGUGUGUCUCUAACGGCGAUGACCAGUCUAACAGCAGCGCGGCGUGAGGAAGGCGCGGGUGGCGAGUACACACCUUCGCAACAACAGGAAAAACAACAAGACCGUGAAAAUCACGCAAAUACCGAAUUACUGUUACAUCGACAAAAGCGUUACUUGAUCUUUCCCGAAGGCAGCUCUUUUCAGAUGGUUUUUGAUCUCAUCAUCGGAAUGGUUGACUAUACGAGUUAUCUCAUUUUGGGAAUAACUUGCGCCGUCGCUUGGGAACUACCAAGUAAACCGCCCAGUGAAUUAAUCGAAGAUUUACAUGAAAAAGUAACGGAAGGCAUUUACGCACCAAGUGUAACGAAACCAGCAACAGAGGCCACGGCGAUGCGACGCAAUGACAGCACCGUGGUCGACGAUGGCAAUGACAGACAGUAUGGCGUGGACGCUGCGGGCAUUAAAUAUGUGGAUAAUUCAAAUAGGGCACCGUACUACGAAAAUUUGAAGUCGUGGCCAAUAGGCAUAGUAGGAUUGCCACAACCACCACAAACGCACCGGUUGCCACUUUUUAAUGCCUUCGAAACAGCAAAUCAACACAAUAUUUUACCCGCUACCAGUUACAGUGGCUAUCAUAAAGAGACACCUGACGCCCAUAGUGGCAUAGCCAACGGUGCUUAUAGGCCGAUAAACUAUUACGCCAACAUACAAAGUGACUACAAAAACAGCAACAACAACAACCAGCAUAACAAUCCUACGCACAAAUACGGUUUUGCUGAUAAAAAUAUGAAGUCAAGUUACUAUGAUGUCAGCGACAGCUACAACAAAAACCCCUUUGGCAAUACAGCUCAUGGUGAUUCAACAGAUAAACUUCCAGUGAAUUUUCCCAAUCGGUGGCAGCAACACCAGCAGCCACAGUACAAAAAGUGGCAAUCAUGGCAGGAUUAUGACAGCAACUGGCAGUCAUAUCAGCAGCCACAGCAAAAGCAUACGAAAUGGGCACAACAGCAACAACAACAAUGGCAACAGCAGCAGCAAAAAUGGUCAACUCAGUCGAAAAAUGGGCUGAAAGACAGUUGGUGGACGCGCAACAAGCAACAAGUCACGGACAGUUGGCGCACAAAGCAAGCUGAUGGCUUGGCUAACCGUUUGCGCAUACCCGCUGCUACAAUGGAAACUCGUCCCCCUGUGCUGACCUACGCAUCGGCUGGUACCGAUCCAAAACAAUCGGAAGCUACAAUCAGCUCGAACGCCGAAACAGUGGAAGGUCGCAGCUUUGAUGGAGCUCAACGCCGCCUCCUCACAACACACCCGAAAGCCAGAGUUUAUCCAGUUUUCGGACGCCGACGUCGUAGGCGGCGCAACGUGGAUGCAGAAUUGGAUGACUUCGAGCAUAAGCUGGAGCGCAUACACUUGCGUGAGCAACUGCGUACACGGCAAAAGCUUUAUGGCAAAAUUGAGAAACUCUAUGAAACCCGCGGCAUGAACGGCAGCGCUUGUGUGUUGCGUGCGCUUUGCGAAACUGGACAGCAGCAACAAAGCCAUGAAGAGGAUACAACCGCACCACAAAGUUUCAUCACGGAACUAUUGCGCGCCAUUUUCGUGUUGCCUACAACUGGUGCAAGUGUAGAAGUUGAUGCCAGCAAUAUGAACUUCGAAGAGCCCGCCCUACACCCAACCGAUUUACACAUCAUUGAUCGCCCAUACAGGGAGGCGCAAGCGCAUCGCGGCAGCUGUUCGCAACUUUUUGCCAUGUGUGAGCACAGCAUCUGGGAGUGAAGUGGCAGCAUAAUAAAUGAUGAACAACAAAUAUGAAGAUUUGAAAUACAAAAAUAAAAAAAUAAUACCAAACUGUCAAA
This is a messenger RNA of Bactrocera oleae (olive fruit fly), 2719 nucleotides long. Its product is annotated as homeobox protein 9. NCBI's taxonomy places the organism in Eukaryota, Metazoa, Arthropoda, Insecta, Diptera, Tephritidae. The record is from RefSeq and is a predicted model, not a curated record.